CUACUACGUGCUCAAUUCCUACACCAUUCACUGCUGACCAGCGGAUCACAAACCCUCCUCAUCAUAAUCACCACCGUCGAUCAACAACAAUGGCCCCGAUAGCCGUCGGCGACGUGAUACCGGACGGUACGCUCUCCUACUUCGACGAGGAAGACAAGCUCCAAUCUGUGUCCGUACACUCCCUCGCCGCCGGUAAAAAGGUUAUCCUUUUCGGCGUCCCAGGUGCCUUCACCCCCACUUGCAGCUUGAAGCAUGUACCAGGGUUCGUUGAGAAAGCAGAGGAGCUAAAGUCAAAGGGAGUUGACGAUAUUUUGUUAAUUAGUGUUAAUGACUCCUUUGUGAUGAAGGCAUGGGCCAAAACAUACCCUGAGAACAAGCAUGUGAAGUUCCUUGCUGAUGGGGCAGCGAAAUACACCCAUGCUCUUGGUCUUGAGCUUGACCUUGGAGAGAAAGGACUGGGCACUCGUUCGAGGAGAUUUGCUCUCUUGGUGGAUGACCUCAAAGUGAAGCUUGCAAAUGUUGAAACUGGGGGUGAAUUCACUGUCUCCAGUGCUGAGGAUAUUCUCAAGGCACUUUAAAACCACAUUCAGACGCAUCCUCUCUUUUGUUCCUGAGCUCCUACCCAGCAGGGUUUGUCUUUAGUCGUUAAAACUAGAAUGCGAUGGAUGUAAAAAUAAAAAGAUCCUCUUUACUUUUGGAUUGUGGAUAAAAUAUGCUUGCAUCAUAUUUUACUCACGGCAGUAGAUUAUGGGGAGUUAUGCCUACGUGAUGGAUGGGGAAUCAAAGAUGCUGUUUGCUGCUUUUUCUUUUGGA
This is a messenger RNA of Alnus glutinosa, 813 nucleotides long. RefSeq names its product peroxiredoxin-2. Gene Ontology annotation, cellular component: cytoplasm. NCBI's taxonomy places the organism in Eukaryota, Viridiplantae, Streptophyta, Magnoliopsida, Fagales, Betulaceae. Gene Ontology annotation, biological process: cell redox homeostasis; hydrogen peroxide catabolic process; cellular response to oxidative stress. The coding region runs from base 90 to 578 and encodes 162 amino acids. The transcript is spliced from 3 exons. The record is from RefSeq and is a predicted model, not a curated record. Gene Ontology annotation, molecular function: thioredoxin peroxidase activity.